Drosophila obscura is the source of this 1754-nucleotide messenger RNA. RefSeq lists its product as uncharacterized. The record is from RefSeq and is a predicted model, not a curated record. Lineage: Eukaryota; Metazoa; Arthropoda; Insecta; Diptera; Drosophilidae. The transcript has 2 exons. The coding region runs from base 55 to 714 and encodes 219 amino acids.
GUUCAGCUUUUGAACCAACGAUUUGAGGAGCAAGUCAGUCUCAUUUCAACAAAGAUGAAUGAGGCAGAAGAGCGGCUGUUAAGUUUGCUAACAGGCAAGCUUAAUAGUAUGGCUGGUGAGAUCCAGAAUCUCACACAGAGAGUCCAGUUUCUAGAAAGUAGGCUGGGUGAGACUCAAAACCUUACAAAAAAGGUAGAGGAUCUGGAAGCCCAGCUUUUGUUAAAACUAGAUGCACAGGCUAAGGCCAAUGUCGCAUGCGACCUGAGGAUCCACGGAGUUCCGUACGUCGAAGGUGAAAAGCUGAAACACAUCUUCAACAACUUGUGCCUCAGCCUAAAUCACACGCCUGCGCCUGCUAUUAGGGAUAUCUAUCGUAUGAGGCCAAACAAAAAUCUUUCCCACUCCAUCGUUGACCCCAUCAUCAUUGUCAAGCUGGAACGGGUGCGCGACAAAGCGGCAUUACUGCGCAACAUCGCCCCAGUAUAUGUCAACGAGCAGCUUACCAGGGAAAACUACCAGAUUUUUAGAGAAGCUCUGAAAAUGAAGAAGCAUCGGAAGCUGCAAUCCGUGUUUACGCGCAGGGGUAUGGUUCACGUCAAAGUGACCCAAGAAAGUGAGAUCUGGGAAGUUCUUAAAAUUGAGGAUCUGAGUGAGAUGCAAGCUGCUACUGAGAGCCCUGCAGCUGGAGACGAGAAUAGCUCGUUUCGUCAAUAAUAUAACCAUAGGCAAAUUUUUCAUGUUAGCUAUAAGUAUUACCCAUCUAACCACCUUCCUGUAUUUUAUUUUUAAGUGGGCCCUUAACUGUACUUACUGUAAUGAAAUUUUUCGUUGUGUUAAAACACACUUGAUAUGGACGGUUCAUUAGAACUAACAAAUUUGAAUACAUCUCAGGUCCUCAGAAUUCUGGUGAAGCAAAAAUCGGGUCUGCAAAUCUGCCAUAUCAAUGCACAAAGCCUGACAAAAAAAAUUGACGAAUUCAGACAUAUGUUUAUCGACUCUGGUGUGGAUGUUAUAUGUGUGUCCGAGACUUGGUUUGUCCCCGACUUAAGUGACUCGUUAAUUGAAUGUAGAGGAUACAAUGUAUUUCGUUCUGAUCGUGUAGGGCAUGCCGGGGGCGUUGCAAUUUACAUAAAUAACAAGAUAUCCGCAAAAAUCCUCUGUAAGCAAGGACCAGAUAGUGCCAUAGAAUACUUAUUUCUAACGAUCACCAUCAAUAGAAGAAAGAUGCUUCUUGGUUGCAUAUAUCGACCAAAUCGAAACAUUGACUACUCAGACCUGACAUCACUUAUUACUGACAUUUCCUUGACUUAUACAGACGUAAUCCUAGCAGGUGACUUUAAUUGUGAUAUUCUUAGAGAAUCCUCAUUAGCAGAUAGCAUGUUGAGCCUUGACUUAAAUAUAGUGAACCACCAGCUCCCCACACACUUUACAAAAACAAGAAACACACUACUAGACCUAUUCUUUGUCGACAGUACUGACAAAAUUCUUCUAUAUGACCAACUCACAGCACCAGGGUAUUCAAAACAUGACCUUAUUUUCUUGACCUACGAUUUUAAUCCUGACUACGAUAAUUAUGACACCUUUUACAGAGACUUCAAGAACAUUGACCUUGAAAAACUACACACUGACAUUAGCAUCCUUGACUGGACGUCAAUACAUUAUAUGUUGUCUGUAAAUUCUCAGCUUGCCCAACUUCAAUCAAACAUUGACUAUCUUUACUGUGAACAUGUACCUAUUAAGAGAAAGACAGUCAA